This is a messenger RNA of Chelmon rostratus (copperband butterflyfish), 1983 nucleotides long. RefSeq lists its product as uncharacterized. The coding region runs from base 72 to 1100 and encodes 342 amino acids. NCBI's taxonomy places the organism in Eukaryota, Metazoa, Chordata, Actinopteri, Chaetodontiformes, Chaetodontidae. The transcript is spliced from 6 exons. The record is from RefSeq and is a predicted model, not a curated record. Gene Ontology annotation, biological process: response to bacterium.
GUGGCCACAUCACAUCACGUUUUCUCCUCACUCAAGUACCAACAUUUUUCCUAAGAAGAGACAAUGUCAAGAUGAUCCUGUUGUGGGUUACACUGCUUGCUCUUCAUCGAGGACAUGCACAUGUUCCAGUGACCACAGUUCAACUUGGUGAACCUGUAACCUUCACAUGCCCUCUGCCUAAUACUCAGGUCAGCCAUAGAAAACUCCACUGGUACAAGCAGAGUGCAGGAGACACUCUGAAAGUAAUUGUGACACUGAAGAAACCUGCCUCGACUCAGUACGCACCAGGUUUUUCUGAAUCAAGAUUGAAGGUAAACUAUGAAAACAAUUUUAGCAACUUGACCAUUCUGAGGACAAUCCAAGAAGAUGAGGGAAUGUAUCACUGUGAAGUAACGGAGUGGACUGCGGCGACGGUAUGGAGUGGGACAUAUUUGUUACUAAAAGGAAACACUCAGAGGACAUCAAACCUAAGUGUUGUUCAGUGGUGGACAGGAGCUCAUCCAGUCCGUGAAGGAGACUCAGUGACUCUGCAGUGUUCGGUCUUCUCUCACGACAUGACGCGUCCAGGAGAUCACCAUGUGUUCUGGUUCAGAGUCGGAUCGAACAAAUCUCAUCCAAACGUUGUCUACGCUCAUGGAAAGAAUGAAUGUGACAGGAGAUCUGGCGCUCAGAAGAGUUGUGUUUAUCGCCUCUCUAAGAACAUCAGCUCCUCUGAUGCUGGGACUUACUACUGUGCUGUGGCCACAUGUGGGGAGAUAUUAUUUGGAGAUGGAACCAAACUGACAAUCGAGCAAACAGCAAGCUCUGUGUUUAUUGUCCUGGUGAUAGUAAUCGCCUGCUUGGUCAUUUCUUUGAUUGGAAAUAUUGUUUUGAUCUGUUACCGAACUCCAAGACCAAGAUGUGAAUCUAAAGGAACAAAAAGUGCCCCUUUGCAAGCAAGACAUGACAGCUUAAGACAACCAGUAGAUGAUAUUACUGAAGGUGGAGAUGAUCUGAACUACGCUGCGCUGCAUUUGUCUGGAAGGAGAGCAAGCAGAGAGAAGAGGAGAGAGCCGGAGGCUGAAGAAAGCCUGUACGCUCAGGUUAAAUGCCGAGUUUGAAUGUGUGUAAAAAAUGUGGUUUGGCGACUAUGAUGUGACCUCUGACAGGUGACCCCAGGUGACAUUGGGAAUAUUGUGGAUUUCCUCCUGACUUUGAUGAGAGAGCGGUGUUGCAUGAUAAAAGCCGAUAUAAUAGCAUUCAGAGAUGUUCUUUUUGUUCCAUCCUUUACCAUUAUUUGUAAGUGUUCAUUCUCUUAUCUUAGAAAUAUUAACCCAAGCUGUUGUUUAAAUAAUAUACACUCUAUUAAAGCAUGCAUCUGUCAAAUUUCUCUGCUUUUUCUUAGUUCAAAAUAUUCAUUGUCUUUAUUUGGAAUCCAGAGAUUUGGUUUGUAAAGAAAAUUGUGGCUCAAAUUCCUUGUGAAUGUCAAAUGUUCAUGUGUGACAUGUGUAUGAGGGGGCGUCCUCAUGCAACAUCAUCUACACUGAUACAAAGAGACACGACGAAUGUGACAAGAGGGCUGUUUUUAUCGUUCUUCUAUGAACAUCAGCUCCUCUGAUGCUGGGACUCACUACUGUGCUGUGGCCACAUGUGGGGAGAAAUUAUUUAGAAAUGGAGCUAAAGUGAAAACUGGUAUUAGUUUCUGUUCAUCUUUCAUUGUGCUUAUUGUUGAGCUGACGCACAAUAGCAGGAACUUAUGUUUUAGCCUCUAUAGUACUUGUUGUUCCUUUGUGUAGCUCUUUGAACUCAGUCUCUUCAUAUACAGUAUUUAAUCCAAAUAGUAAAAUAGAAAUAGAAUAGAAUAGAAAAUUUCCACUUUCCAUUUUCCAGGACUCGCAUACCGUGUAAUUGCAUCUCAGGUUUUUAACAGUGUUGACAUAAAAUCGACUGUAUAAGAAAUGCUCAUUAACUGAAUCUGAAAUUGAAAAAUGUUCUUAAAUUAAA